Pogona vitticeps (central bearded dragon) is the source of this 997-nucleotide messenger RNA. It is a transcript of the gene SYF2, whose product is annotated as SYF2 pre-mRNA splicing factor. The record is from RefSeq and is a predicted model, not a curated record. Gene Ontology annotation, cellular component: Prp19 complex; catalytic step 2 spliceosome; post-mRNA release spliceosomal complex. NCBI's taxonomy places the organism in Eukaryota, Metazoa, Chordata, Lepidosauria, Squamata, Agamidae.
AUGGGGGCUAUUGUGGCUAUUCUUGUUAGCAAACUUUUGAGAAGAGCGGAAGCGGAAGGACGCGUUGGUGUUCACUGUUUGGAGACGACACCGAGGGCGACGGUUGGCGGCCUUCCUGCGCCCGAGCCGGCUGCUUCUGACAGUUCAGAAGAUCAGAUGACACCAGAGGAGGCAGCAGCACAGAAGAGAGAAGAGCGGCUUCGAAAAUUCAGAGAACUUCAUUUGAAAAGGAAUGAAGCUCGCAAGUUAAAUCACCAGGAAGUUGUGGAGGAGGAUAAAAGGCUCAAGUUGCCAACAAACUGGGAAGCUAAAAAGGCUCGUUUAGAAUGGGAGCUAAAGGUGGAGGAAAAGAAAAAGGAGUGUUUGGCCAAAGGAGAGGAUUACGAGAGAGUGAAAUUGCUAGAAAUCAGCGCAGAGGAUGCAGAGCGAUUUGAGAGGAAGAAGAAGAAGAAAAAUCCUGACCUUGGGUUUUCAGAUUAUGCAGCGGCUCAAUUACGCCAGUAUCAGAGAUUGACCAGGCAGAUCAAGCCUGACCUGGAGCAAUAUGAAAAGCUGAAAGAAGAAAGUGGUGAAGAGUUUUACCCAACUUCAAACAGUCUUCUCCAUGGAACCCAUGUGCCAUGUAAAGAAGGCGUUGACAGGAUGGUUUCAGAUCUUGAGAAACAAAUCCAAAAACGUGAGAAGUACAGCCGGAGACGCCCUUAUAAUGACGAUGCAGAUAUCGACUAUAUUAACGAACGGAACGCCAAGUUCAAUAAGAAGGCCGAGAGGUUCUAUGGAAAAUACACUGCAGAAAUUAAGCAGAACCUGGAAAGAGGAACAGCUGUCUAGAAGGCAGAUUGAGCAAUAUGAUUUUAUCCAGGGUCUUUGUUUUAAACAGACUUUCAAACUUUUGUUUCACAAACGGACCUUGAACUUGAAAACAAAUUAUUGUAAAGAGAAAACUUCCCAUUCAACAAAGCUACUCACUUGUUAGUUCAGAAACUUGUUACGAAUG